Molecule: messenger RNA, 2032 nt
Organism: Pyrus x bretschneideri (Chinese white pear)
Lineage: Eukaryota; Viridiplantae; Streptophyta; Magnoliopsida; Rosales; Rosaceae
Product: LEC14B homolog
Exons: 11
Coding region: 518-1951 (477 amino acids)
Biological process (GO): proteasome-mediated ubiquitin-dependent protein catabolic process
Cellular component (GO): Cul4-RING E3 ubiquitin ligase complex
Molecular function (GO): protein binding
Source: RefSeq, a predicted model, not a curated record
GUACCAGGUGUUGACUACCUACCUAAUACACUUCUCUUCUUUUAUCUGGACUUAGGAUUGGCAGUUUAAGAUAAAUUUCCAUAUAGGUGAAACCGGUGGAGUUAAAAAGGAGAAAAAGAAAACACAAACAAAAAAAAGAAAAAGAACGAAGGCCCCGAGCUGCCACCUCGUCAAUCCGUCAGCAUCGACUCUGCGUGGGGAGGAGGCAGUGAAUUCUGCAGUCACUCUUAUCGACCAAUCCCAACUCCAGAAAAGUCUCCAUCCAUUAAUCCAAUUAUUUCACAAACUCCAUGAAUUCAUAGGUUAUGUGAUAUACUGAUACUCUGAAUCCUGAGUAUCCAUUAAUCCACCACCAAAGUCAAUGAACUCUGUGCUUGCUUAACCAAAAAUCCAACAAAAAGUCCCCAUCUUUGUGCCCAGUUCGUCAAUCUUUCCAAAGAGGAUUUUGACAUGAUUGGGAAGCAGUUUUGAAGUUUCAACUACAUUCCGAAGCGGCCGCAGUUGAUGAUUUGAUGAGAUGGGGUAUUCACUCAGUAGAUUGACACUAGAAUCUGAUCAUUUUGAUCCUGGAAAUGCUGCCGUCCAUGGAGUCGGUAACGGUCAAACACCCAACAAACCAUUGCAUAAUCUAGAGCAUGAAGUCGCCCAGCUCACAAAGUUGAGGUCAGCUCCCAAUGUGCGGCUUACCCAAAUUGGACCUAGAAGGCGGGACUUGCCCGUUUCCACGGUCAGGAUGCUGGCUGGUCGAGAGGGCAAUUAUUCGGGAAGAGGAGGAAGGUUCUCUUCUGCAGAUCGUUGCCAUGUUCUAAGUAGAUAUUUGCCAGUCAAUGGUCCUUGGUUUGUCGACCGAAGGUCUAGCCGAGCUUAUGUCUCUCAGUUUUCGGCAGAUGGAUCCCUUUUCAUUGCUGGGUUUCAGUUUUUGUUCAAAUGCUCGUUGCAGGAUGGUCAUAUCAAAAUAUACAAUGUGGAUAGAGAGUGGAAAGUCCAGAAGAACAUUCAUGUCCAAAGUAUGCGAUGGACUGUCACUGAUACGUCUCUUUCCCCGGAUCAACGCUAUCUUGUUUAUGCGAGAAUGUCCCCUAUUGUUCAUAUGGUUGAUGUGGGAUCUUCUGAAGUGGAGUCUCGUGCAAAUAUAACGGAGAUCCACGAGGGUUUGGAUUUUUCCUCUGGUGAUGACGGAGGGUACUCAUUUGGUAUUUUCUCCAUAAAAUUCUCAACAGAUGGACAUGAACUUGUUGCUGGAAGUAGCGAUGAUUCCAUAUAUGUUUAUGAUCUUGAAGCCAAUAAGCUCUCCCUUCGGAUUCCGGCGCACUCGUCUGAUGUGAACACCGUAUGCUUUUCUGAUGAAAGUGGCCAUCUUAUUUAUUCUGGGAGUGAUGAUACUCUCUGUAAGGUAUGGGAUAGACGUUGCUUUAACACUACAAGGAAGCCAGCAGGAGUCUUGACUGGACACCUAGAAGGUAUUGCAUUCAUUGACAGCAAGGGAGAUGGUCGUUAUUUCAUUUCGAAUGGUAAAGAUCAGACCAUUAAACUUUGGGACAUCAGGAAAAUGUCUUCUAGUCCCGCUCGCACUCCAGGGCUCAGGAGUUCUGAGUGGGAUUACAGAUGGAUGGACUACCCACCCCAGGCAAAAGAUAUGAAACAUCCGUCUGAUCAAUCAGUAGCUACGUAUAGAGGACAUUCAGUCUUGCGUACGCUUAUUCGCUGCUACUUUUCUCCGGCAUAUAGCGGUCAGAAGUACAUAUACACGGGAUCGCAUAACUGUUGUGUGUAUAUAUACGAUUUGGUUACCGGAGCCCAAGUUGCGACGCUUAAGUAUCAUAAAGCACCGGUGAGGGACUGUAGUUGGCACCCCUAUUACCCGAUGCUCGUAAGCUCUUCUUGGGACGGGACAGUUGCUAAAUGGGAGUUCCCCGGCAGUGGAGAAGCGCCGGCCUCGUUGUAUUAUUAAUAUCGGAUUCGUAUUCACUAAAUUCACUUGUACAUAAAUAAAUUACCAUGUACGUGGUAAUUAUAUUGUUCGUCCAAACCA